Molecule: messenger RNA, 594 nt
Organism: Haliotis rufescens (red abalone)
Lineage: Eukaryota; Metazoa; Mollusca; Gastropoda; Lepetellida; Haliotidae
Product: NF-X1-type zinc finger protein NFXL1-like
Exons: 2
Coding region: 1-594 (197 amino acids)
Source: RefSeq, a predicted model, not a curated record
AUGAUCACAAUCUACCGGGUGCCAACUUCUUCAUGUGAACAUAGAUCUCAGAGACACCACGUGUUGUACAGUGGGUCUGCACGGUCACCUACCACCCACAGAACAUCUCGGGGGACAAACUGGGUCCCCCACCACCCACAGAACAUCUUGGGGGACAAACUGGGUCCCCCACCACCCUCAGAACAUCUCGGGAGACAAACUGGGUCCCCUACCACCCACAGAACAUCUCGGGAGACAAACUGGGUCCCCCACCACCCUCAGAACAUCUCGGGGGACAAACUGGGUCCCCUACCACCAUUCGGCAGACUGUCUCGGGAGACAAACUGGGUCCCCCACCACCCACAGAACAUCUCGGGAGACAAACUGGGUCCCCCACCACCCACAGAACAUCUCGGGAGACAAACUGGGUCCCCCACCACCAUACGGCAGACUGUCUCGGGGGACAAACUGGGUCCCCCACCACCAUACGGCAGACUGUCUCGGGGGACAAACUGGGUCCCCCACCACCAUACGGCAGACUGUCAAGAAGGCGACAGCGAUCUCUAUAAGAAUAUGGCAAUCGAUGUUACGAUGCCUGUGAUCUUCCAACGCUAA